Fusarium graminearum PH-1 is the source of this 1068-nucleotide messenger RNA. RefSeq lists its product as uncharacterized. Bases 1 to 1068 code for a protein of 355 amino acids. Lineage: Eukaryota; Fungi; Ascomycota; Sordariomycetes; Hypocreales; Nectriaceae. The record is from RefSeq and is a predicted model, not a curated record. The transcript is spliced from 4 exons.
AUGGACUCAAAGUCAAACAUGCCAUACAUCGUACGUACGAUUGAGAGCCAUCCUAUAUACGGAAACGCUACAAAGGAUUUGUAUCUCUCCAACUACAAGGAAGUUGAAGGCAUCAAAUUCCCCCACUUUAUCCAAACCAUCUACAACUCGACCACGCAGCGUCUUAGCGCGGUUCUAGAAGACUUUCUUAUCGAAGAAAUCACUCUUAAUCCGGACUUUCCCGCUGGCUACUUCGACGGCAUUCCUGAAAACCAGAGUUUGGGUCCAAAGACAUCACCUGCCAAGUCUUCCAUUUUCGCCAACGGCCUUGUGACUGAUUACAGCUCGAGCAUGCUCGGAUCUGGUGUCGCUCCACAACCUUUGAAGGUCGUUAGAACGGAAAAUUCAGUUCGCGGUCUUUCUCAAGUUCACUGGCUUGUUCUCAACGACAGGGAUGAACUUGGAUUCAAGAUGGUCAUUAUUGAGUUUGAGAAAGAAGUGAUUCUUUGCGAUGCCCCACCUGGAUGGAGUGAUACCAUCAUGAAAUGGGUAUCGGAUAAUCUCAAGAAACCAAUCACCUUUGUUGCGCCUUCACACCAUCAUCGUGACCACUCUGGUGGAGUUCCCGACUUUGUCAAAGCUGGUGUCAAGUUGAUCAUCCCCGAGAUCGCUGUAAAGUAUUGGUCUAGUGUUCCUGGUGCUGAGUUUGUCACAUUCAAUGAAACCCAUCCGUAUAUGCAUAACGACGACAAGAUCGCGGCCUGGUUCAACUGGGAGGAUCAGCCGUCGCAUGCUUCUGAUUGGACAUACGUCGUUGUCACGGAGAGAUGUGCUUCUGCCGACUCGCCAGUGGUGGCAUUUGAAGCCGAUUCUUGGGAGGCUGGGCUCGACGCCGAGCUUUCAAGCCAGAGUCAGAUGAGACAGUGGUUAGACCAGAUUGUCUCGGAUGGUUUACCUCGACAUACAAUAGUCUUUCCUUCUCAUGGGAAGAUUACUCCAUUAGAGCAACUGCUUGAGAUUACUGCCUACCCGUAUCCCAACUUUGAUGUUACAAAUUGGAGAGGUGGUGCAGCAAUUUGCGGCAAGUAA